AUGCGUCUACAGCAUCUUUCGCUGCUCUUCUCCGUGGCAGUGGCAGCCGCCCACACCACGGGGUCCCUGGAAAACGUCAUCAGCGAGCAGUAUCUGGCCAUCAACGGGGUCAACUUCAGCACUCGCGCCUAUUGGAUGAGGCAGGCGAAUGCCGCCCUAGGACAACUGGUCUCUCCGUGCCCAUUUGGGGCGUUUGGCACCGUGAUCGUGAACCACACGGCAGGUGGGCUGGGCGAGCUGGUUUGCAUGGGCGCGAACAACAUUUCAUUGACCGGCAAUCCCUCCAUGCAUGGCGAGAUAGCGGCCAUCAAGAAUUGUUCGGAAGUCUUGACCGACCCGUCGGGCCCGUACAAUCUGACGGCGUCACAGGCUCAAAAAGCCUUUUCGUCCCUGUCGCUGUACACUAACGCGGAGAGCUGUCCGAUGUGCGCCUCUGCUAUUCGAUGGGCCGGGUUCAAGGAAUACAUAUACGGCACGUCUAUCGAGACGUUGAUUGCCCAAGGCUGGGGCCAGAUUCGCGUCUCGAGUGUUGACGUGUUCGCCCAGAGCUUUGACUUGCCCUACCCGGCCAGGCUGAUCGGGGAGAUCCUCACAAAUGAGACCGACCCAUACUUUCUGUGGCAGUAUAACCCAACCUAUCCUUGUCCGGCCGGAUGUCAUCGUGGGUCGUCGGGGUCUUGUACGGCAAACUGA
Molecule: messenger RNA, 693 nt
Organism: Capronia epimyces CBS 606.96
Lineage: Eukaryota; Fungi; Ascomycota; Eurotiomycetes; Chaetothyriales; Herpotrichiellaceae
Exons: 3
Coding region: 1-693 (230 amino acids)
Biological process (GO): purine nucleoside catabolic process
Molecular function (GO): guanosine deaminase activity
Source: RefSeq, a predicted model, not a curated record